Hemicordylus capensis (graceful crag lizard) is the source of this 3550-nucleotide messenger RNA. It is a transcript of the gene APBB1IP, whose product is annotated as amyloid beta precursor protein binding family B member 1 interacting protein. The record is from RefSeq and is a predicted model, not a curated record. The transcript has 15 exons. Gene Ontology annotation, cellular component: cytosol; plasma membrane. Gene Ontology annotation, biological process: signal transduction. Lineage: Eukaryota; Metazoa; Chordata; Lepidosauria; Squamata; Cordylidae. The coding region runs from base 281 to 2287 and encodes 668 amino acids.
GGCUGAGGCACGUCUACGGGGAUUAAAUAUAUAGAUAAGAUGGAUCCCUGUUCCCGAAGGGCUCACAAUCUAAAGAGAAGGGCUCACAAUCUAAGCAAGCAAGCGAAUGAGCGAGCGAGAGGGAGAGAGAAAGAGAAAGAGGAAGCCAUUGAACCGAUGAGAGGCAUUCUCAGCUCCCUGUAAGCUGGGGAGGAGACAGACUCAGCCUCAGGGUGUUGCCUGACACAGAUCUCUCGCCUCAGCCUCUCUGAACGUUGCCUGGCAGAGCAAAACAGACAAGAUGGAGGAAGCUUGUGAAGAUAUAGAUCAAAUGUUCAGUGAUCUAUUGGGAGAAAUGGAUUUGUUGACACAGAGUUUGGGAGUGGAGACUCUUCCACCUCCACCUGCAGAAGCAAGUAAUGAUGAAUUUAAUUUUGCAGUUGGUUUCAAAGAUUUAAAUGAAUCUUUAAAUGCCUUGGAAGAUACUGAUUUAGAUGCUUUAAUGGCUGAUCUUGUUGCCGAUAUAAGUGAAGUGGAGAAGACCACACUCCAGGGACAAGAGAAUUCCUCAAGCUACCAGCCAGCUGCCACGACUCAAACUCCAGCAAAUGUUGCUCCUGCGUAUGGGUAUCAGUCAGGAGUCCACUCUGCUGUAUGCCGCGAGUCUUAUUUAUUGCCCCCCCGCACAGAACUAGCCUUGGAUCUUCCACCACCGCCACCUCCGUCCCCACCUCCUGAGCCACUCACUCAGGAAGAACAAGAAGCGCAAGCAAAAGCUGACAAGAUUAAACUUGCAUUAGAAAAACUCAAAGAAGCCAAGGUUAAAAAGCUUGUUGUCAAGGUGCACAUGAAUGAUAAUAGCACAAAGUCCCUGAUGGUGGAUGAACGGCAAGUGGCACGUGAUGUCCUGGACAAUCUCUUUGAAAAGACCCACUGUGACUGCAAAGUGGAUUGGUGCCUUUAUGAAAAAUAUGCGGAACUACAAAUUGAAAGAUUUUUUGAAGAUCAUGAAAAUGUGAUUGAAAUCUUAUCAGACUGGACUCGAGACACUGAAAAUAAGGUCCUGUUCUUAGAAAAAAGUGAAAAAUAUGCUGUGUUUAAAAAUCCUCAGAAUUUCUACUGGGCAAACAAAGGAAAAAAUGAAAUCAAGGAAAUGAAUGAGAAAAACAAAGAAGCUUUGCUAGAGGAGAGCUUCUGUGGCACAUCUGUCAUUGUGCCAGAACUUGAAGGGGCCCUUUAUUUAAAAGAAGAUGGAAAGAAGUCCUGGAAGAGACGUUAUUUUCUUCUACGAGCUUCUGGAAUUUAUUAUGUACCCAAAGGAAAGACCAAGACAUCUCGGGAUUUGGCUUGCUUCAUACAGUUUGAGAACGUAAAUGUGUAUUAUGGUGUUCAGUUCAAAAUGAAAUAUAAGGCCCCUACGGACUAUUGCUUUGUCUUGAAGCAUCCCCAGAUACAAAAAGAGUCUCAGUAUAUCAAAUACUUAUGCUGUGAUGACCGGCAGACCCUACAUCAGUGGGUAACUGGCAUAAGAAUCGCAAAGUAUGGCAAGACACUGUACGAUAACUACAAGUGUGCAGUGCAGAAGGCUGGCUUAGCAUCUCGAUUUGGCAGUCUAGGGAACACUAAAUCCACAGUGGGAACAUCUUCAAAAGGUAGUGCUCAGGCAAAUGGACAGGUCCCCAAAACCAUAAUCUGCACUACAGCAGAAGCUUCAGAGACUGGAAAACCUGUUGAGAUGGCAAAGGUUAAGAAACCAGACAGCAUUGACAACACCAAGCAACCAGCAUUGCCUACCACACCACAACUGAAACAGCAGCGUAAACCUGGUGGGUUAUACCCACCCACCCCUCCUCAACGAAGAUCUUCUGCGGUUACUGCUUCAUUAUAUCUACCCACAAAUACCGACAGAGAGAGCACAAUUUCUCUACCAGAAUUUCCAGCACCACCUGAAUUGAUACCCCCACCUCCCGAACUGGAUGACCUUCCACUACCACCCCCACCCCCCGAGUUCUAUGACGCGCCUCCCGAUUUUAUCCCUCCUCCACCGUCUGGCUUUGCUUCCGGCAGUGAUAUUCCACAGCUGCCACCAGCAGCACCACCUCCUCCCUCAUGCUCUGCCUCCGGUGUGCCUCCACCAAUCAGAAAAAAGCUGCCGCCACCUCUUCCUAAAAGGCAAGAUGAUGAUGCUGGGCGGGCAGGGGGACAAAACCAAAGUAAGCCGCCUUUAGUGGGGGAUGCAGCUGGACAAGGAGAUUUCAUGUCUGACCUAAUGAGAGCGCUGCAAAAGAAAAGAGGUGAAACUUCAUGAGGUUUAUGGUUUAAAUAUUGGAUGUGGUUUUAAUUGUGAGAUCGCAGAGAGGAUGGUCUGAGAAAAGCAGCCCGAGCUCUUCCUGGUGGUCCAGAGGAGUACGUGCUAUAGUAAGUUGUUCCAUCACAUCCUGGCAUUGUGCAUUCCUCUUUCCCAAGGACUUGAUGAGACAGUGACUUCCCAUGCUCCUGGUGAAAUGCUGUACAUCAUCAGAAGCAUGGGAAAAAUCUCGGGGAAAGACAGACUCCAAAUGAGUAGCUCUGUUAAUCUGUUGCAGCAAAAAGGUCAGAGACAUGUGCUGGCUCAAAGGCAAACUCAUUUAUUGAAGGCAAGUAUGCACUUGAUCAGAUAUGUCCUAGGCCACUGCCUGUGUCGAUUUCACAGCCAGUUCUUGUCCUGUACAAGACCAUGCCAGUUGUGAGGACCAGCAUGGUCUGAAGGACUCAGGGGAAACAGAAUUCUGAAACAGCACUUGCAACAUCUGAGAGCAGUGCUUGGCAAUUCUCACAUUUCCUUUUGUGAAAUGGUCGGCACUAGUAGAAAUAUUAUUCAGGAUCUAUUAUUUUGCUUCCUCUCUUUGGAAAAAAAGCAUUUUGUAAAGUUGAACCAAAAUGGGCCCCCAUCUUCACUGCCCCAUAUGCAGAUAGAGAAAAUGGGGAACCUUAGUGUGGGGGGUGUGUGUGUGUAAAACCUAUCCUGCAGGUGGCAGCAAAGCUCCUAUGGCCACAAUUCCCACCUCCCCCUGCCCACACACACACUCAACAGGUGGUGGCAAAAAAAGGAGACUAGUUUCACACAUAACCUGUUCAUCUUCAAAGCCUCCCAAAAUUUGGCUGAAAGUUUUUAGCCUUAAGGAUGAAAAGUGAAAUAUGCUACCCAAAGCUUUAUUAUACAUCUGUACUGUACUGUCCACAAAAUGCCACAUCUAUGUUUCACCAAUGUUUUUGAAGUUAGCAACCCCCAUCCAACUGAUUAUUAUUUUCAGUGAUACUCACAGGUGUUGCCUGCAGAUACUAUUUAAAAGAUUUAAUGCUAGGCUGAACCUACUGGAGAUAUGAGCUUCAGUUUUUCCUCUCACGCCAUCUGUCAGGUUAAUGAUUGUCUUAAGUGACACCUCGGCAUUUGUCUCCAAGGCCUUAUAAUUAUCUGAAUAUUUUUACAUAAUUUAUCCUGUCCUGUGUGUCUUUCAUCAUUUAUGAUUUACCUGAAUUCUGCAUUGUUCAUUUGCACGGCCAACUCCUAAAUAAAAUCCUCUUCUGUGUC